CGUGCCCACUCAGGUGCGCCACGAACCCAGAAGAGGGCUGCGGAAAGGAGGCGGAGAGGACAGAGGAGAGAGGAACAACAAUGGCGACCACUCUCUCGUUAUCUUCUCCCCUCUUCCUCGCCGCUCCGCCCAAAGCUAGAGUUGUGAUUUCUCUUGUAGUGGCUUCAGCUGCUCCAUCACGGAGCACUGCAAAUCUACCAUGCAGGGGAUAUUUCCCUGGCCUGGCGCAUGGCCGGAAGCAACAACGACGCACAUCAGUAGUAUCCGUGUUUGGGCGAAAGACAAAGAUCACCAGAGAAACAGUUGUCCCUGACCCAGACUACCGGUUACCGAUAGCUAUACUUGGGAUUGCUGGUGCAUUUGCAUAUGCGGACAACCUUCUUGCUGCUGCACCUGUAGGCCUUCUGGGGCUGCUUCUUUUGUUCCAGACUACUAGAGUUAGAUUCGUCUUUGAUGAUGAGGCCCUGGAAGUGAAAGUGGGAAAUCAGCUGCAGGAAUCAGGCGAAAAUGUUUUUGUUGGUGGCAAGAACCGUUGGAAGUACUCAACAUUCGUGAACUGGGAACUAUGGUGGCCACAAUUCCCUAUCCUGGUUUACUUCAAAGAGACCCAAACAAAACCCGAAGGCCAAAUUCAUUUCUUCCCUGUGAUUUUCAACGGCCAGCAACUCUAUGAUACUAUGGUGGAGCGUGCUGGACCUUCGGAAACAAGCGGGCCUAAUCGCUGAGACAGACGGCGAGCUGUGAUCCAUGGGUUCUGUAAGCAUUGGUUCAAGUUCCAGGAGCCAAAAUCUCCAUGAUUUGGAAAAACUGCUUCAAUGUAUAUCUAUUCUAUGUGUUGGCAUAGUAUUCUAUGCGUUAAUCUUGAUAGCAAAAGUUGCACAGUAAGCAUCUUGAAGUUGGUAUGUGAGAAAAUGAUGUAAUGCGGCUUCUUCGA
Lolium rigidum is the source of this 934-nucleotide messenger RNA. RefSeq lists its product as uncharacterized. The record is from RefSeq and is a predicted model, not a curated record. Bases 81 to 725 code for a protein of 214 amino acids. NCBI's taxonomy places the organism in Eukaryota, Viridiplantae, Streptophyta, Magnoliopsida, Poales, Poaceae. The transcript is spliced from 8 exons.